Molecule: messenger RNA, 600 nt
Organism: Closterium sp. Naga37s-1
Lineage: Eukaryota; Viridiplantae; Streptophyta; Zygnematophyceae; Desmidiales; Closteriaceae
Source: the annotation of a GenBank genome assembly
AUGAAGGCGCCGAAUCCUGACGACAUCGUCGUGAACGAGACUCUGGGCAGCGAGGAUGAGUACGCGGCGGCGGCGGGCCCGAUUCCCACGUUCCCUGAGAAGUGGAUCGCGGAGGCUUGGGAUCAAGUCCCCAAGCAGAUCAUCAUCGACGCGUUCCGCCACUGUGGGAUCUCAAGCAAGCUGGACGGAACGGAGAACCACCUGGUGAUGUCUCACCUGCGCGCCAGGAGCACCACUGAUGUCUCCGCGGACAUGUCCCUCGGGGGGACCACAGGCGACAACACGCGCCUGCUCGGUCGGGCUCCAGAGGAGGAGGAGGAGGAGGAGGAGGAGGAGGAGGAGGAGGAGGAGGAGGAGGAGGAGGAGGAGGAGGAGGAGGAGGAGGAGGAGGCGAUGCAGGCGGAGGGCGUGCGGGAGGUGGCAGUGGCAACCGGCCUGGAGGUGCUGUACCAGGAGACCCCCAACUACCGCGGGGCGGCGGCCGAGGCUGGCCGCAUGAUCGAGCCUAGGGAGACGGCUAAGCAUGCCUGGCGAGUGCCAGACCUGGGUGUAGAGCCUGUUGUUAGCGCAGGCGAGGAGGCGGUGACUGAGGGGGGUUAG